Solea solea (common sole) is the source of this 4183-nucleotide messenger RNA. RefSeq names its product FERM domain-containing protein 7. Lineage: Eukaryota; Metazoa; Chordata; Actinopteri; Pleuronectiformes; Soleidae. The transcript is spliced from 12 exons. The coding region runs from base 514 to 2886 and encodes 790 amino acids. The record is from RefSeq and is a predicted model, not a curated record. Gene Ontology annotation, cellular component: cytoskeleton. Gene Ontology annotation, molecular function: guanyl-nucleotide exchange factor activity.
GCGCGCGUGUGUGUGUGAGAGACAAAGUGCUGUCUGUGCUGCAGGCUUCAGUGUCGACAGUGAACUACUGGCCUACUUAUGGACCAGGUCACUUCUCUAAGAGCGAGCAGCCACCGUGAAAUAUUAUAUUAUAUUAUGAGCACGCACACACACACACACGGUGUCCUGUCCUCUCUGUGUUUGGAACAAUAAAGAAAACAAACAUGUAAAGAAAGAAAAAUAUACAGACAAGUGUGUUCAAUGUUAUUUCAAACUCUAACUGUAACUCAAGUAUUUAAGUUUUAUAUAAAUAGAUAAAUGGACGUUUCAGCGCGUGGAAACAAACGUCAUCGUGCCAUUACGCACGCGUGGAGUGAGCGCGCGCUCCAGCGGCAGCCACAGAUCAUCGGAGGAGGAGGAUGAUGAAGAUGAAGACUCUGAAGUUUCGAAGGUCGUGAUGGAGGAUUAAGCUGCUGCUCUCCUUCAGUCCUUCCUUCCUUCCUUCCUUAUUCCCUCCGUCCUCCAGAGACAGAGAUGAUGGAGGAGCGCGAGCCUCGGACCCGCAGACUCUCCAGUUUCACCUCCAGGUCCCGCGUCUCCAAGGAGACGAAGCUCCGGCUGCGCGUGAUCUUCCUGGAUGAGAGCGAGCGCGCGUUCGAGGUGGAGCAUCAAGUGUUGGGCGGCGACUUCUUCAACAGAGUUUGUCUUCACCUGAAGCUGCUGGAGAAAGAAUAUUUUGGUCUGGAGUUCAGACACAACAGUGGAAACUAUGUUUGGUUGGAGCUGCUGAAGCCGCUGAACAAACAGAUCAAAUACACCAGCGAUCUUUUCUUCAGGUUUAUCGUCAAGUUCUUUCCUCCUGACCCAGGACAACUGAAGCGAGGUCUCACCAGAUAUCUCUUUGCCUUACAGAUAAAGCAGGACUUGUCCAACGGCAGUCUGACCUGUAACGACAACAGCGCCGCCCUGCUGGUCGCUCACAUACUGCAGUCAGAGUUAGGCGACUAUGACGAGGAGCUGGUUUGUCACCAUCUAGAGAUGAAGCAGUACGUCCCCAACCAGGAAUAUUUAGACCACAAGAUCAUCAAGUUACACAAGAAACACAGGGGCGUGUCUCCAGCAGAAUCGGACAUCCAGCUGCUGGAGGUGGCGAGGAAGCUGGACAUGUACGGGAUCAGGCCACACCCAGCUCACGACGGCGAGGGGAUGAGGAUCAACCUGGCGGUCACUCACUCUGGAGUUCUGGUCUUUCAGGGAAACACCAAAAUCAACACGUUCAGUUGGGCAAAAGUCCGCAAACUGAGCUUUAAACGCAAACAUUUUCUCAUCAAACUGCACGACAAAGUCGGGGUGAGAACCUUCAGAGGCAGUUUGGACGUUCGAGAAGCGCACGUUCCGUCGUGUAAGGAUACACUGGAGUUUUCCAUGACCAGUCGUGACGUGUGCAAGUCGUUCUGGAAGACGUGCGUGGAGUACCACGCCUUCUUCCGGCUGCCCGAGGAACCCAAGGCGGUUCACAAAACACUGCUGACCUGCAAAGGCUCCAGCUUCAGAUACAGUGGGCGGACGCAGAAACAGCUGCUGGAGUGCAUGGGAUCGCGGGAGAAGAAGCCUUCACAUUGUGAGAGAGUUUAUUGUCCGUCAGAGUUUGACCCCAGACAGUUUCGCUCUUCUCCUGAUCUCCUCACAGACGUCUCUAAACAGAUGUACGAUCACACGUAUCCAUUCCCGUUGGCGACACACAGUCAGGACGAGCUGGAUCCACAUCAGCGAAGUCUUGAUGACUUUGAGUUCCGGAGGGGAGGGGCUAAACGCAGCCUAUCCUCUGUUGAGGUCACACAGAGGCCCAGCCCUCUCGCCCGGGUCACUCCCCUCUCUCCGUCCGUGCACCAGUCGACACCCUCCUCGAAGGCGAGAUCGGCUUCAACAUCCGUGAUGGACAACGUGAGAUGUGGACGCAUUGGGAUGCAGCGCCAAGCCCAGAGGUUAGCCGGGGUUUACGGCAAUAGAUCGCGACGUCGGGCCAAUCCUCAGCCACAUCCGGACGCGGGACAGCAGUUGGUUCUUCUUUACCCGAACACUCCCGCGUACCAGUAUCACCCCGUCCUCCCGACUUUCUCGUUAGCUGGUUCCUCGCCGCUCAACCGCCAUCCGUACAUGACGGACUACGUUGCCGUGUCUUCACUGGAGCGCUUCCCACAGCCAAGGAGUCAGGACUAUGUGACGGUCGAUAACUUAUAUCGUCCAAGAUUUUAUCCACUAAGCCAAGAUUCUCCGUCUGUUUCACCAAUCAGGAGAAACCUCCGCCCCUCCGGUUCAGGCGGGUUAGCGAGGGUUUACCAGCCAGGAAGCAAUGGGGCAAGGUUCAUGAGCGUUGGUCAUACAGAGGCGGGGCAUUACAGCGACGACUGCAAUUUCCUCCCGGGGUUACCUCGCCGCGUCGCCAGCCAACCAGAUGUCAAGUUCAACCUGGCGAGAAGUUCAAACCCGGGCUUUAGCGCUGCCUCCGAGUUCCGUCCCCUCGGUUACUACCCACACUUGACACGCCCCUCCAGACCCACCUACCUCCCACUUAACUCCUCCCCUCUGCCUGAACGCCCCACGUCCCUAUGCAUGAUUGGAGGCACCAGAGGGAGUUACAGCGACUCGGAUCCAGAGGUUUUCUACCCAUAUUACUGCCCGCCACCCCCGCUGGGGAAGAUGGUACGCUCUGGUGGACUAGCCAGGAUGAGGUUUUCCUCCGGGAGCCUCCAGCUGGAUGAGGAGGAAGAGGAGGACACAGAGGAGGAGGAGGAUGAAGAUAACGCAGCAAAGGGAAAGACAAAAAAGGACACCAAGGGUGAUGAUGAGAAAAAAGUAAAGGCAGAAGCAAAAUGUCCUGCCAAGAUUACAGAGGUCACUCUGUAGGUAAAGAACCAACCUUUGUUUACACGCAGAAACAAUGAUUAUCUUUCUUUGUAUGUGUAAACAAAGAUAAGACGUUAAAACCGGACGGAUGGUUUUAAAAAUCACCUCCACCACUAGGCUGGAGAUUAAAUGUACGAUGGUUUGGUUUGGUUUUGUGUCGUUGCUGAUUUGUGCAGCAGAUGAAAUGUAAUGUUUGUUGCCUCAUUUUUGGAAACUAGUACCAGUUCAUCAAAAGCCAUUUUUGGGGAUUGAACCGUAAACUGUUUCUUGUGUCAGUCCCAGCUAAGGUGUGUUGCAUUCCCUGCUGAGCAAACGGGCCGUACUAGCCUUGGCUGUGUCACCUGUAAGCUGCUUUCAGACUAAGACAGAAGUAUCGAGAUGGGAGACAAGUGGACUUGCUUGAGCUUGAGUCCAGAUCUCUGUAGAGCCCCAUGUUUCAGUGUCCUCUCAUAUUCCUGCAGUCGUUGAAGGCAAUUUGUUCUAAGAUGUGUAACAACAUACCAGAGAAGGUUCUCAGGUCAUUGUACCUUCCAGACUGUAGAUAGAAGGAACAGGACUUGCUUGAGCUGAUGUCUUUUCACAGUAGAAUCCAAGUCAAGGCUGCCAUCCUCGCAUAUUCUUACAGUCAUUGAAGACUAUUUGUUUCUGACUGUGUCCAUGGAGGUUCUCAGGUUAUUGUAUCUUUAUAGAUGUAGUUCUAAGGAACUGGCCUUGCUUGAGAAAGGUCUAAAAGUUGUGGUGGACAUAUUCUGGAAUGUCUCCUCCCAGUGGACAACACAGCGGAGUAGUGGCUAGAAUGUUGGAGAGUGAAUGGUUGUUUGUUCCUGUGCGUUGGGGAUUGGCUUGAUUUACAGUGCGUGAUUGUGCCGUCUUGCGUACGGUCCUACCAGGUUCUUCCCUUCACCUGAAUGUUCUGGACAUUCGCCUGCUGUUGUUAAAUUCCGAAACCAGACAGUGUCUAGAAGUUUCUAGACAUUUUCUCAAGGUCUGGUCUGAAAACAGCUUUGGAGAUCUGGUAGCUCUGAAGCGUGGUCAUCCAGAAGUAGAUCAGAGUGGAAGUAUUUCUCCUCUGGUGGUUCUCCAGGUACGAGAACUUGGUACAAAAGGCCUGAUAAUGUAUUUUCCAUUGUCAAGUCAAAUGUGUCCACCGUGAAAACAACACUAUUAAAACUUUGACAUGGUAUCUAGAGUGUUCCGUCGGUGUGGAAAUAUCGUGGGGUCUGAAAACUUUUUGGGUGAUCUCAUUGGACAAUGUGUUUAUUCGCUGGAUUUGUGAAUAAAUUUAAUUUAAGACAAA